Molecule: messenger RNA, 2277 nt
Organism: Chiroxiphia lanceolata (lance-tailed manakin)
Lineage: Eukaryota; Metazoa; Chordata; Aves; Passeriformes; Pipridae
Gene: PRICKLE4
Product: prickle planar cell polarity protein 4
Exons: 9
Coding region: 1-1791 (596 amino acids)
Molecular function (GO): zinc ion binding
Source: RefSeq, a predicted model, not a curated record
AUGCCCGGUCGGUACCUGAAGCGCUGCCCGGCUCCGCCAUCCGGGAGCUGCGGCCCGGGGCCCCCGGCCCGGCCCUGCCGGGGCCCGGAGCGUGGCGGGACGGCGGCGGCCGGCGCGGGGCUGGAGCGGGCGGCGGAGCCCGCAGCGGCGGAGCGCGGGGCCCGCAGCGCCGGGAAGGGGCAGCUCAUGUCCCUGCCUCGCCCUGCAUGGCCCCAGCGAGAUGAGUCCCCGUCCUGUGGCACCACCACCGGCCUCCCUCCGGCCUCCUCCGACAGCGACUCCGGCUGUGCCCUGGAAGAGUACCCGGAACCCCCUGCGGACCCCGCACCCCCCGAGGCCCUGCCGUGCCUCGGCCCCCGCUCGCCGCAGCCCGGCUCUCCCUCCGACAGGACGCAGGUCCGCGCCAGAGCCCUCCUGCAGCAGCUGCCUCCCCAGGACUGCGAUGAGCGGUACUGCCCCGAGCUCGCCGAGGAGGAGCGGUGGCAGCUGCGAGCGUUCAGCGCCCGCCGGAGACGGGAGGCCCUGGGCCAGGGGCUGGCACGUCCCGUGCCCGGUCCCUGCCACGGCUGCCCCUGCAGGAAGUGCGGCAGGAGGCUGAACAAAGGCGACCCGGGGAUUUCAGUGUCUCGGCUGGGGGACCAGUUCUGGCACCCGUCCUGCUUCUCCUGCCACUUCUGCCACCAGCCGCUGGUGGAUCUCAUCUACUUCCAGCAGGAUGGGAGGAUCUACUGUGGCCGGCACCACGCUGAGCUCUUCCGACCCCGCUGUGCCUCCUGUGACCAGCUGAUCUUCAUGGAGGAGUGCAUCGAGGCCGAGGGCCGGCGCUGGCACCUGGAGCACUUCUGCUGCCUGGAGUGCGACGUGCCCCUGCGUGGGCAGCGCUACGUGAUGAGGAGCGGCCGGCCCUGCUGCCGCGCCUGCUUCGAGAGCCUCUUCGCCGAGCCCUGCCAGGCCUGCGGGGACCCCAUCGGUGCUGACAGCGAGGGGGCCACCCACCAAGGGCUGCACUGGCACGCCCGGGCCGCCUGCUUCUGCUGCAGCCUGUGCCGAAAGCCGCUGCGGGGACAGCCCCUCACCUGCCGCCGCGGCCGCCUCUUCUGCUCCGACGCCUGCAGCCUGCGCCAGGGCUCGUCCUCCUCCUCCAGCACCUCCGACUCCUCCGACUCGGCCUUCGCCUCGGCUCCGUCCCCGGACUCGACACCCCUGUCCCGAGCCGGCCCGGCCAGCAGGACCACACCGGGGUCCGGUGGCCCCUCAGCUCCAGGGGGCUGCAGGCAGCGCGUGGAAGGGGCUGAGGCGUUUUUGGAUCAGGCCCCUGUGCAUCCCGCGUUCAGGAGCCCAGAGGACCACGGAGCAGCCGCCAAGGAGCGGAGCAGCGAUGCUGUGCACACAGGGAUGCUGGGACCACCAGCCACCCACCCCUCUGCCCCCCAGCCCAGCCCAGAGGGGCCCAAAGAGCCUGGAGCCUUGGGCCACCCAGUUUUGGGGGGUCCUGACCCCCGAACACCCGUGGGCCAUGGAAACCCCUCUUCCCGAGCGGGCACGUCCCCCCCCCGACACAGCCCCCGGCCGGAGCACAUCGACCUGCAGGACAUCACGGAGGAGGAGGAGGACUCCUGGUGUCCCACCUGCUCCUCAUCUUCGGACUCGGACUCGGAGGAAGAGGGUUUCUUUUUUGGGAAGCCCAUCCCCAAGCCUGGGAUGAAUUCCCUGGGCAGGGAGCCCCCGGGGAAGGCUGGGGGCAGGACGGCCAAGCCCCGGGGCAGCAGCAAACACUGCAGUGUGUCCUAGCAGUGGGGACACGGGGGCCCUGACAUCCUGCCAGCCCCUGCUGGGUGCUGCCACGGUCUCAACAUGUUCCAAGUGCGUUUUGGACGUGGCCCAAGGCUGGUGGGAGAAGCUGCUGGGAUCCUUCCCCCCCGGCAGCUGCUGGCAAAGCACAGCCUGCAAUUCCUGCCGGCCUCUCCCGCAAUUAGGAACAGGUAAAGCAGGAAGGGAGCAGAGCUCACCUGGGCUCCAGCGCCUCAGACACGGCAGCAGCUCCAGGGAGAGCGGCCGGUGCUCCAGACAAGGGCAGCUGCCUGCACCAGACCCCUGGGCAAGGGUUGGAUCCUUUGGAUCCUUCCCUGGGACUCCUCCUUGCAGGAUGAGCACCACUGCCACGUGCUCUCCAUCUCUGGUGCCACCGUGUCCUGGUGGCACCGCGGGGAGGGACUGGGGGGGCAGCUCUGCUGCUGCCAAUGACGAAGCUCCAAUAAAGUUUGGCUGAAAUCUGAA